This is a messenger RNA of Vitis riparia (riverbank grape), 1138 nucleotides long. RefSeq names its product protein FD. Gene Ontology annotation, molecular function: DNA-binding transcription factor activity. The transcript is spliced from 3 exons. Gene Ontology annotation, cellular component: nucleus. The record is from RefSeq and is a predicted model, not a curated record. Bases 56 to 865 code for a protein of 269 amino acids. Gene Ontology annotation, biological process: positive regulation of DNA-templated transcription. NCBI's taxonomy places the organism in Eukaryota, Viridiplantae, Streptophyta, Magnoliopsida, Vitales, Vitaceae.
AUACAAGCAUCGAACACUUCUUUGUUUCUUUGUUUCUCUCUCUCUCUCUCUCCAAAUGUUGUCAUCAACAGGUGGCGAAGAAGCCAACUUGAGCAGCGGCAACAAUAACAAUAACAGAGUCUCGUCUUCGUCUUCAAAAUCCUCAUCAACCUCUUCGUCUCCAUCACCCUUCUCACCAGCUUCGUCUGUGCUCCCAACCCCAAGAGGCAAAAAUAUGGAAGAGGUCUGGAAAGACAUCAAUCUUGCUUCUCUCCAUGAUCAUCCCUCCCGAGAGGAUCUCUCUGUGCUCACACGUCCCCAGAAUCCUCACGCCAACUUCCGAGGUGUGAUCCUCCAAGACUUUCUCGCUCGACCCUUCAACAAGGAGCCACCCACCAGUGUUGCUUCUCUUGACCAGUCCACCGUCACCGAGGCCCGCAUCUACGGUUCUCUGCCGCCGCCUCCGGCCACUGUUUUGAGCUUGAAUUCGGGGCCUGAGUUCCACUUUCUUGAAAGCUCCCACCCGGCGAGGCCACACUCGCAUUUGGUACAACACAACCCCAUUUCAAAUGUUGCUUCCUUCAGCGCUCCUUUUGAUGCUUUAGCUUCCUCUACCGGCUUGACCUCCUUUGGGAAGAAGAGGUUCUCGGAAUCCGACAACAAUUCCUGCGAUCGACGGCAUAAGCGUAUGAUCAAGAACCGUGAGUCCGCUGCUCGAUCAAGAGCUCGAAAACAGGCUUACACGAAUGAGUUGGAGCUUGAAGUUGCCCAUUUGAUGGAAGAGAAUGCCAGACUCAAACGACAGCAAGAACAGUUAACCUCAGCUACAGCCGCUCAACUUCCCAAAAAGAACACGCUCCAUAGAACUUCAACGGCCCCAUUUUGACGAGUAUCAGUGCUUUUCUUUCCCUUAAUCACCUCCCCCAGCACAAUUCUCAGAUGGGAGAGAGUGUUGAUGGGUGUGGAUGUUUUGUUGGCUGAUGAAUCUCUCUGCUAUUGGAUAGUUUUUCUAGGAAAGAACCAAGAGGGAAUGAGAAAAGAAAUGUUUUGGCAUUUCCAAACAAGUAGGAAUUUUGUUGGGUCUUGUUUUCCUUAUCUGUUUCACUUGGCCAUUGACCUAUCAUCUGUAGUCUUUAUUUUCAUUUUUUUUUUGGUUUUC